UACAAACUUCUGCAAGUCCAGGAAGUUGACGGGGCGCUGUGCUGCUCUGCGUUCAGUAACAACCGGGGAGCUUUAAAUGUCCACAAACCUCAAUACAGUAACAAGUUUUCUACGUGUUUGAACUGUGAUCUAUCAUUUGCACAUCAAAGAUUCUCACCAAAAUCCCUGACCUCUUGUUCUACAACAUGGACCCCUCUUCUGUGCUUCGACAACAAAGUCAGAACACAAUCCUGAGGACAAUAAAUGAACAAAAUAAAGUGGCAGCAGAACCAAAAUUCUCCAAAUCUUUGCCCAUGCACUCAUUGCAGCAUAAUCUAGAAGAUCAAGGUUUAGGAAGGUCAGGACAGGUUCGUCCACCUCAUCCACGCCCAACUGGGAGCAGGCUCCCAGUACUCGCGAAGUCACUUCAUCUUCAGAUUCCAAAUGAGUUUGCUCAAUCCCACUGUAAAUGGGAUGCCAAACCCCUGUCUGGGAAGGCAAAAACAAAAAAGCCAUGCACCAGGCCAGUACCAUUCAACUUGUCCCAGCCAAAAGCCUCAAGAUUGCCAUCAGAAAAUCAUCCACCUAAUAUAAUUCAUCCAACACGAAACUCUAAGCUUAACAAAAAUGUCAGUUCUUGUCAGUUUACAACAACAAACAGAAACUUUAAACAUUCAGCUACCUUAAAAGAAAAUGUUAAGUCCACAAAGAUGACAGAAAAUUCAUCACAGCUGCUGGGAAAAUCAAGACCACUUCACUCUCACAAGACCUCAACUAGUUUGUCCAAACAUGUGUCAUUUCCACUGAACUCUAAUGAGAACAGUGCUACUGCCUCUGAACAACCGGCUUCUGCUGCUGAGGCCUGUUCACAUAAUAUGAACUUGCUCAGUCUAAAAGACACAUCCAGCAUUUUAAAAGAAGGUGACAAAGUGGACAAUUUCCAGCAUGAUCAAACAACUUUGCUUAGCAUUCUUUGCAAUGAGGAAAUGUCAUCGGCUGUGACCCCACAGUCCAAACCAUACAACUAUCUGCCGCAGCGUGUAUCUGUAAUGAAGAGUCGCCAAAAAGCUGAAUCCAAUCCAGGUUCCAUGAAAUCAGCACAAUAUUCCCCAGACCACGGAGCUUUGCAGAGCAUCCUAAAGAACGAAGGAGUAAAGGCUAGGACUCCAUCAGACACACCCAUGAGAGUGCCAGUUAAAAAGAAUGGUGUUGAUACUAAAACGGGACUCUCUGGUACAUCUGUGAAAAUGGUGCAGUUUUCUCCGGAUGCUGCUGCUCUUCAGAGUAUCCUACAGAAUGAAGGUGUGAGAGCUGUGGGCCCUGAUGGUGCUGCUCCAAGAAACUCUCUGUGUCCAACAGGCAGAAACACAUCAAUAUACAUGGCUCAGAGAGUGCCUGUCAGGAAAAAUUUUGCAGAGCCAAAUGCACCACUAAUGGUGACAGCCUUCAAACAGACUCCUGGUCAGAAAUGGACCCCACAGAGAGUGGUUAGGCACCAGCCCACGUCCGCUAUGAAGUGGCAUACAUCAUCACAGCAGUCUCCAUAUACCACUACUCCAGGAUUAAGGGGCUGUAAGGCAAACCUUUGCACAAAACAGGAGGAGGUUGUUCAGAAAUUGUUUGUUGAAGAUGAACAGACCACAGAUGAAGUUACAGUCCCUUCAACAGAGUCACUUCAAGACCUGGCAAGCUGUAAAGAAAAAAUGCACAGCCCUGUCAAAAAUGAGGAAAAGGAAGAUGGUUCAAUGAAGGAAGAUGAACGGGUUGAGGGACCAUUUUUUCAAGCUCCAGAGCGAGAGUCAGUCAUUUUCUUUUCUACAGGAAAAAAAUUGUUCAGAGACCCUUGCUUUAAGAAACUGGAGACAACAGGCCAUAAACAGCACGGCCCUGAGGAGGCACUACCUGUGCUACUACAAAGCUGUCACAGUCAGACUGUAACCAAAGAUCUCCUGACUCUGAAGACUGGUGUUAUGAAUCCAGCUGUGGCCAUGCUGCGAAAGUGCCUCCCUCCUUUAGAAGAGCUGAGGUUGGAUGAGGAGGUGGCCACCUACACCUCUGUGUCUGUCCCGACCGUGUCUGGGUUCCACGCCCCACGGCCCCGCUGUGGAAAUCCUUUGGCCACACUACUGCACUUUGAAGAAUCCACUAGAUUUGUACCCAUCUGUCCUGACCUGUCACAAGACUCCCAUCACGAGAGGUGAUUGCACCAGUAUGUUGUGGUGUAUUGCUGAUAAUAUGUAAAAGUUUUUUCACUGAUGGACUGUUUCACUGGACAUUAAAACUGAAUAAAUUCAAGCAAUGGAAAAUGCCAUAAUGCCAGAUGCCAGUCCUCUAGAUACAAAUACAGACCUAAUACAUUUUGAAGCUAGACCUCGGGGACAAUAAAAUCUGUAUUCAUGAUUUUAAGCCAUAUGGCAAUUAUUGUGAGAAACUGGAACUUUCUCUGUCUCUGCAACAUACGUCCAGGGAACACUACUGAAGUCUGUUGUUAUUUUUACAAAAUCUUUUUACGUCAUGUAUAUUUAGAUUUCAAGAAAAUAAAAAAUAUGCAAUAUGAUGACUGAACAUUUCAUGAAGAGCUAGGAUCAGUGUUAAGGUCAAAAUGUAGAUGAAUAGGGUGUAUUUUAAAGCUAAGCUAUUAUAAAGCAUAAAAUGAAAUAAAUGUUGUUACUAAAUAUAGUGUUUAUAAUAAAUGUUUAU
This is a messenger RNA of Boleophthalmus pectinirostris (great blue-spotted mudskipper), 2679 nucleotides long. RefSeq names its product trophinin associated protein (gene troap). NCBI's taxonomy places the organism in Eukaryota, Metazoa, Chordata, Actinopteri, Gobiiformes, Gobiidae. The record is from RefSeq and is a predicted model, not a curated record. Bases 186 to 2180 code for a protein of 664 amino acids. The transcript is spliced from 16 exons.